AUGAUCGACGGCAACAAGCUCAACGCUCUGCCGGCCGAGUUCGAUGAGAUCGAGGACUCCAUUGAGCGCUUCACCUACGACAACAACCCCUUCUCCAGCAAGCUUCUGACCUUUGACCACGACGAGCUCUACGAUGAGGGAGACGAGGAGGACUUUGCCUUCUCCGACGAGGACGGCGACUGGGAAACCAAGCUCGUCUUCCAGAUGUUGAAAGAUGGUAAAGGGAAGCCGGGCCAGCAGGUGCACUUGCAGAUCUCACCCGAGCUGGACACCAUCAAGUGGACCCAGCGCGGCCCGCGCCUCAGGCGCCAAACUUCGUGGUCGGGCUCUUCCAAGCCCGGCGUGGUGACCGAGGGGAAGGACUCGGACAAGAAGCAGAGCGAGCUGCGCUAUCUGAAGGGCGGCACCGUGCGCGUGGGCGGCGGCUCGCGGCUGGGCGGAAGCGUCGCGCGCGCCACGCUCGACACCGACAUGUUCCAGCCCCGCUCGCCCCGCUCUCCGCGUGCGCCCGGCAAUGCUGCGGGCCUGAUCGGACAGGCGGGAGCCGCGCUCGAGCCAAAGAAGCAGGAGGAGAAGAAGGAGCCCAACUCCAUCACCAUCGCCGACGUCGAGGAAGUGGCCGUGGGCAAGGAAGCCGUCAAGCACGUCGAAGGGGCCAAGGUGGUGAGCGAGGACCUCUGUUUCUGCCUCGUGUGCCCCGAGAGGGCGAUCCUUCUCGAGGCGCGCUCCUCCGCUGAGAGGGAUGAAUGGGCGCGCGCGUUCUUGAUGCUCCUCAAGUACUGGAUCAAGGGCACCAUCAAGGACAGCGACGACGAAGAGGAGGAGGAGGACGCCGCCACGUCGGACGAGGAGGACAGCAUGCAGCAGAGCCGCGACGACGACAGUAGCGCCGGGUCCAUGCAGCAGAGUCGCGAAGACGACGAGUCGACCAUGUCGCAGUCCGCCGAUGCCAAAUCCAAGUUGGCUUCCGGCGAAAGCAAGAAGUCGAGCGGCAAGAAGAAGAAAUCCAAGAGUGGAGAGGGCAAGUCGAAGAAGUCCAAGUCGACCAUCGCCAGACCGGGCGCCGACGAAAGCGAAGCCGCGGCCGCAGAGGGCGACAAGAAAAAGAAGAAGAAAAAGAAGAAGACGGAGGACUCCGGCAGCACGCUGAAGAAGAGCAAGACCAAGAAGCUCAAGAGGAAGAAGACCAAGAAGUUCGCCAACCGUGCCGAGGAGCUCGCCGACAUCGAGCAGGCCAUCCACUCCGGCGAAGUCCACGAUGACGAGAUGCGGAAGAUGGUGGAGGAGAUCCGUCAGUUGGAGGCCGAGACCUCCAAGCUCGAGGCCGAGGAGAUACGCAAGAAGAAAUCCAAGUUGGCUUCCGGCGAAAGCAAGAAGUCGAGUGGCAAGAAGAAGAAAUCCAAGAGUGGAGAGGGCAAGUCAAAGAAGUCCAAGUCGACCAUCGCCAGACCGGGCGCCGACGAAAGCGAAGCCGCGGCCGCAGAGGGCGACAAGAAAAAGAAGAAGAAAAAGAAGAAGAAGGAGGACUCCGGCAGCACGCUGAAGAAGAGCAAGACCAAGAAGCUCAAGAGGAAGAAGACCAAGAAGUUCGCCAACCGUGCCGAGGAGCUCGCCGACAUCGAGCAGGCCAUCCACUCCGGCGAAGUCCACGAUGACGAGAUGCGGAAGAUGGUGGAGGAGAUCCGUCAGUUGGAGGCCGAGACCUCCAAGCUCGAGGCCGAGGAGAUACGCAAGAAGGAGGAGGAGGCCAGGAAGGUGGCCGAGGAGCUCAAGCGGCAGCAGCAGGCUGAGGGCCUCGAGGUCGAUGACGACGACGACGCGACAGCGGAGGAACAGGAGGCCGCGCGCAAGGCCGACGAGGAGAAGCAGCGCCAGCUCAAGGAGCAAGAGGAGGCCCAGGCGGAGCAGCGGAAGCAGGAGGAGCAGCUGGCCACCGCUCGGCGUGAGGCAGACGAAAAGAAGAGGCAGGAGGAAGAGGAGAAGAAGCAGAAGGAGGCAGAAGAGGCCGAGGAGAGGCGCCUCAAGGAAGAGGAGGAGCGCAUGAAGAAGGAUACCGAAAGGAGGUUGCAGAUCGAGCACAGGAAAAAGGAGGCGCUGGAGAAGAGAGCGCAGGAGAGACAGGCCAAGCUGGAGCAGCUGCGUCAGGGCAUCACCAUCAAGAAGCCCGAAGCCGAGGCCGCCGGUCCCUCCGCGGCCGGAGGAGUCCGCUUUGCCGUCACUGCGGCAGAGACGCCCAAGACGGCCGAGGAGAAGAAGAAGGAGCUGUUCGAACAAAGGGCACGCGAGCGCGAGGCCAGGCUGGCCGCCCUGCGUAACUUUGGGCAGCAGAAGAAGGAGGAGGCCAUCAAGGAGAAGGAGGAGCUCGAAAAGGAAGCCGAGGAACGCAAGCAACGGUUGGUUGCGCUCAAGGCCGCCUCGGUCAAGCGCUUCAACGAGAAGCACGCGGUGCUGCAGGCCAUCAAGAUGAAGGAAGAGGAGAUCAGGCAGAAGGCCGAGGAAGAGGAAAGGGAGAGGGCAGCCCAGCAGCAGCAGAAGCAGCAGCAAGCAGAGAAGCAGCAGCAGCAACAGGCAGAGUCGGCGGCUGCCAAAGAAAAAGAGGAGCGCGACAGAAAGGACAAAGAGGAGCGCGAGAGGCAGGAGAAGGAGGACAAGGCCCGCAAGGAGCGCGAAGAGCGCGAAAAAAAGGAGAAGGAGAAGGAAAAGCAGCUGCUGCAACCUGCCAAGUCUCCCCGCGCGACGGACUCACCGGCGAGGAAGGUUUCGGUGCUGGAUGCGGUGACCUCCGAUGGCAGCACCAUUCUGGCCGCUCCGCAGAAGACCCGCGCCCGCGCACCGACCGGCAAGCGGCUCCCCACAAUCCGGAGUCGUGCUGAGCGUGCCGAGGAGCGCCGUGAACAGCUGCGCCAGGCCAGCAUUCCGCGUGCGGAGAGGCAGAUCGUUCACGAAGCCUUCAAGGUGGCGCAGGCCACUUUGCCCAAGUUCUGUCGCGAGUGCGGCGUGCCGCUUCGUGGUCCCUUCUGCACGGGCUGUGGUGCCAAGAUCGAGGCCACCGAGCUUCCCGCGUCGCCCGCGUCGGUUGCGAGGUCUAGUCCGGCAGAGGCCCAGCCUGGGUCCAGCGCUGAUGCCGGCCUCACCGAGGCGGAGAAGAUGCGGCAGCGCAUCUUCCAACGCAAGGCCGCCGCCGCUGGCGCUGGGUCUCCCGCCGCGUCUCCCGAACCCCUGCGUGGACAGGUGGCCGAGUCGUCGCCCAGCGCCGAUCCGGCUGCCGAGGAGGACUACGAGGAGAUGAUGCGGCGACGCCGGGCCGAGUCCAUCCUCAAGAAGAAGGAGGACGAGAAGCAGGAUCGCAAGAACAUCAUCAAGGCCUUCCACGAAAAAGCCAAAGAAAAAGACGAAAACUUCGUGGAGAAGCUGGUGCAGCUCAAGGGCAGGCGCAAGGUGCAGUCCACGCUCAUCGAGAAGACGGUCAAGGCCAUGAACGAGGGCGACGCCUACCUGCUCUACUCUCGCGACACACUCUACGUCUUCUACGGCCAGGAGGCCAACCGCAUGGAGAAGGCCAAGGCCCUCGAGCUGACCAAGCGGAUCAACUUCCACGAAUGCGGCGGAAGGGCGCAGGUCGUCACCGUGCGCAGGAAGGCCGACUCCGAUUUCAACGAGAAGGACGAAAAGCGCGAUGCCGCCUCCAAGACCUUCUGGCAACUCCUCGGCGGAGGCAAGGAGGAGGACCUGAUGUCGGCCGAGGCGGGCGGUAAUGACAUCGCGUUCGAGCGCACGUUCCACUCGCAGCUCACCCUCGAGAAGCUCCACAAGGUCGAGGGCCAGUUCAAGUCGGAGAUGGUCGAUUUCGGCACCCACCCGACCAAGGACCUCCUCGAGAAGGACAAGUGCUACCUGCUCGAUUGCGGACCCGGUUCAGUCUACGUGUGGCUCGGAAGGAACGCCAACCCCGACCACAGGACGUGGGCCAUCAACUACGCGAACGACAUCCGAGGCCAGGAGGGUCGGUCGGAGUGGCUGUACAUCGAGCGCGAGACCGAUGGCGGCGAGUCGAUCCUCUUCCGCGAGAAGUUUGUCGGGUGGGGCGAAGCCAACGAAGGUCCCUUUGGCAGCCCCAUCCCCGGCGGCGGCAGUCCCAUCGCUCUCAAGAAGAAGAAGACCGGCACGCUGAACAGAGUCAAGUCUCGCGUGCGCCUGACAUCGGCCCUGGAGAAGCGCAAAAAGGAGCAGGAGAGAGUCGACAUUCGCGCUCUGCACACGGGUGUUCGCCCAGUCCUCGAUGUCCCGUGGGCGAACGACGACGGUCAGAGCGGCACGCUGGAGAUGUGGAUCGUGAACAACAAGACCUACGAGCUCGAGGAGUACUCCAAAGAGAAGCACGGCAUCUUCUACAGCGCGGAGGCCUACGUCAUGCUGUGGACCUACCGGCACGGCGGUUUCACGGGGCAGUCGGAGCAGAUCCGUUGGCUCAUCUACUACUGGCAGGGUGCCCACGCCUCUCGGCAGGACAAGGGCGCGGCAGCGAUGAAGACCAAGGACAUUUUGGACAUCGUCAAGCGGAGGGGAGGUGACGCCGACACCGUGCGCGUGGCUCAGGGCAAGGAACCGCUCCACUUCCUCAAGCUCUUCCAGGGACGCAUGAUCGUGCAUCUCGGCCCUCAGGGGAAGCACAGCGCAAAGAAAGACGCGCUGUACCACGUGCGGGGCCUGGCGGACGCGUUCGCCAUGCGGGCUGUACAGAUACCGGCCAAGAGGAAGUGGCUCAACUCGCGCGACUGCUUCCUGCUCACCUCUGGCGGCAAGCAGUUGUUCCUGUGGCAGGGCGAAGGCGCCUCCGACGCGCUCCGUCGCCAGGUUACUGUCCUUGCCGACGUGCUCGCCAAGGACCUGGGGCGAACCAGCGCGCCGGUGGUGGUCCGCGAGAACCUGCCGAGCAAGGAGUGGGAGAAGGCCAUCGGCAAGAAGCAGGAGUACCCGUGCGCGCCACACCUCAAGCGAAGUCAUGGCUGGCGGCCGCGUCUCUUCGUGUGCUCCUCCACGAGCGGCGAGUUCCGCGUCGACGAAGUGUUUGACUACGCCCAGGAGGACCUCGAGCCGAGCAAUAUCUACCUCUUGGACGCGUGGGCCGAAGUGUUUGUGUGGAUCGGUUCCAAGUCCUACGAGGAGGACGAGCGCAUGGCCAUGGAGACUGCCGUGGCGUACGUGCAAGGCGCCACCGACGGCCGAUUGUUGGAUGCGCCGGUGUAUUCGAUCAGAGAAAACGACGAAAGCCUCGAGUUCACGUGCCACUUCCAGGCCUGGGACGAUGGAUGGGGAGCGGAACUGGUCAAGGGCAAGAAGAAGGCCAGCAAGAAAAAGAAGACCGAGACUCAAAACGUGCGUGCGCUGCUCGCCGAACUCAACCGGGUCUACACGUACGAGGAGCUCAAGGCCAAGCCCCCGCCGAAGGGCUUGGACAAGACGAAACUGGAGCAGUACCUGAGCGAAGAGGAGUUCAAGACGGUGCUGCAGAUGACCAAGGACGAGUUCUACGCCCUGCCGCCGUGGAAGCAAAACAAAUUGCGCCAGCAGGCCAGCCUCUAUUAG
Messenger RNA from Acanthamoeba castellanii str. Neff, 5586 nucleotides. Its product is annotated as villin headpiece domain containing protein. Lineage: Eukaryota; Discosea; Longamoebia; Acanthamoebidae. Gene Ontology annotation, molecular function: phosphatidylinositol-4,5-bisphosphate binding; actin filament binding. The transcript has 32 exons. Gene Ontology annotation, biological process: cytoskeleton organization; barbed-end actin filament capping; actin filament severing. Bases 1 to 5586 code for a protein of 1861 amino acids. The record is from RefSeq and is a predicted model, not a curated record.